AUGAAGAAUGAUGACUUGAGCAAGGCCCAGGAGGGCAGUGGAUGCCCUGAAAGUUCCAGAUAUUGUCCUUCCAAAGUCAAACUUGUGUUUGGAGAGUACAUCGUGAACUGUAUUGAUACUGGAGUUAUGUACUCCCAGGUUCAAGCUAUUACUGGUGAAGAUUACUUCAUCAAGUUGAAUGGGUUCUUCUGGGUGAUCUCGUCACUCCAAUCUGCCUUUUUAAUAGACUUGUUCUUUAAUGCAUCCAUCCUGCUGUGCAAGGCAUGGAAAGUUCGGCUACAUUGGAACAGCUCCACAGGCGCAAAACUUAUGCAGUUUCCCUAUCUGGCCAGCCGACUUCUGUCUGUCGAGGAAUCUGUGCAGGAGGAAUUGUACAUUAGCUUAAGUCGUUUUAUUCUUAACAUGUACAAUAAUGGGAAGCAGUUAAGAGCUGAAGUAAUGGACCCUAUCAUGUUGGACAUGAAGGUUCAAGGUGGCAGGGAGAGGGAGGGGUCAAGUUGGUACUGGCACAAAGGAGAAGUGACACAGCAGUUAGCGUCAAGAAUACCAUGGGCAGGCGAGAGGAACUUGCCUCAAGACAGGGCCUCUGAGACAUCAGUGAGUGGGCUUGAGUACAUUGGGAAGCUGAUGGCUGAAGGUGAGAUGGAUGGUGCUAAUGAAAGAGGUCUAAUUUUAGGCACUUGUCAAAUGUUAAUGUUCCAAUCGAGCACUGGACCAAUGCUCCAGGGACGGAUGCUUCUCCCGUUGAUCCUUGUGACUGGGAUUGGAGGAGGCUUCCAAUAUGGAUUUAACAUGUCUUCAAUCAACGCACCUUCAGCUUUUAUUAAGGAUUUCAUUGCUGAGACAUGGAUUACGCGCUUUGGGACAACGUUGGAUGAAACUGCUGUCACACUCCUCUGGUGCGUGAUUGUUUCGACCUAUCCAAUUGGAGGACUGCUUGGAGCCCUAAACGCUGGGCAUCUCUCAGUAAAGUAUGGGAGGAAGAACGCUCUACUUUUCAACAACAUUGUGGCCAUCAUAGCUGCAAUAAUAAUGAUGUUCAGCAAGGUGGGACGGUCCUUCGAGAUGAUCCUGCUGGGGAGGUUUCUGUAUGGAAUCAAUGCAGGUAUUGGCCUCAACGUUCACAGUAUGUACCUAGGAGAGAGCGCACCAAAGGAACUGCGAGGUCUUGUGUCUUUGACCCGUGCAAUGUUUGUUGCUUUUGGGAAAUUCAUUGGACAAGUGGUUGGACUCAGGGAGAUUUUAGGCACCGAGACAGCCUGGCCAUUGCUGCUGGCCUUCAGCGGCCUGCCUGCCCUUAUUCAGCUUGUUUUGCUGCCCUGGUUCCCAGAGAGCCCCAGAUACCUCCUGAUCGACAGGGGCAAUAAGGUCCUAUGCAUUGAUGCGCUCCAGAGACUCUGGGGUCAGGGAGACUUUUUUGAGGAGGUCCAGGACAUGGAGGCUGAACAGGCUGCGGCAAAGGGGGAACGAGUGAAGACCGCCCGGGAGCUGUUCCAAGACCGCUCAGUACGAUGGCAGCUCAUUACCAACAUCAUGUUGACUGUUGCCAUGCAGCUGUGUGGUAUCAAUGCAAUUUAUUUCUACUCUUCUGAAGUGUUCCAGGAAGCUGGAAUUCCUGAUUGGACAAUACCAUAUGUGGUGUUAGGGGCAGGCGCAACACUCCUCCUCACCUCAAUGAUUUCUGGAUUUUUCAUCGAACGAGAUGGGAGAAAGGCCUUACUGUGGAAAGGAUACAGCCUGAUGACUCUGUGGGCAGCUCUCUUGUGCGUUACUCUGCCUCUGCAGCAUCAGUUCACCUGGAUGCCGCACUGCAGCAUAUUCCUCAUCUUUGCCUAUAUCUUCAGCUAUGGAAUUGGUCCUGCGGGUGUGACUGCGAUCAUCCCCUUCGAAAUCUUCACUCAGUCAUACCGACCUGUUGCCUUUGUGAUAAAUGGCUCUUUCCAGUGGCUGGGCCUUGUCCUUCUGGGAAUGAUCUUCCCAUUUAUUGUGGAAGGACUGGGCCCAUUCUGCUUCCUAAUCUUCCUGGGCGACUGCUUGAUCAUUGCAGUGUUUGUCUUCAUCAUUCUGCCGGAAACAAAAGGAAAAACCAUUCUGGAAAUCAAUGAGGAGUUUCGGAAAAUAAACCGGAAGAGGAUGGGAGGUAGCUCUGUGGCAGUUCGCAGUAAAAUCCCACAGCGCGAUCCAGAGAUCUUUGUCAUUGCUACCAGACUAUAA
This is a messenger RNA of Carcharodon carcharias (great white shark), 2214 nucleotides long. Its product is annotated as solute carrier family 2, facilitated glucose transporter member 11-like. The transcript is spliced from 18 exons. Lineage: Eukaryota; Metazoa; Chordata; Chondrichthyes; Lamniformes; Lamnidae. Gene Ontology annotation, molecular function: hexose transmembrane transporter activity. Bases 1 to 2214 code for a protein of 737 amino acids. The record is from RefSeq and is a predicted model, not a curated record. Gene Ontology annotation, cellular component: membrane. Gene Ontology annotation, biological process: monosaccharide transmembrane transport.